AUGAAAAUCCAAAAAUCAACAAAAACUUAUUGGUAUACGAUUUUGACAAAUUGUGUUAAUAAUGGCAACUCUUUGCCCGAUAAAUGUUCAUUAAAUAGAUUAUUAGAUAAUUUGUUUGAAUCUCUUACUCCCGAUGACUAUUCUGUUGUCAAUCGAUCACAAAUUUAUCAAAGAGUUGGACACAUCAAUCAAACUAUUGAUCGGUUCAAUCGUAUGUCGGGUUUUGCCAAAAAUGUCAGCAAAAUAUAUGAACCGAUUGUCAACCGAUUGACAGCUCGUUUCAGUGAACUAUUGAUGGAAAUUGAUUUACCAAAUGAUUGCUUAUCUUCGUUAAUAAAGUUAGGAUCGGCUGUGAAAGACAGGAAAAAAUGGGCACUAAAUUUCUUACAGACAUUACCGGCACCUAUGUCUGGUCUAAAUCAGGGAAACACACCAUCAAUUGGAUACGAUGAAUGCCUAAGCUUAGAAAGCACUCACGAUUCGAGUGGACAGCAUAUUAGRGGACAAUACUGUUGGGUCGGUAUUGUCAACAUAGAAGCCAAAGGCGAUACAUAUGAACAGCUAAACAAAGAGAUUAAUAUUAUUAAAUAUAAUGAGAAACUUAAAGAAAUACAUCACAACUCUUCCACCGAUGACUUCAAUCAAACAAUGCGAAUGAAAGAGUUUCAAAUUACACGAGAAAUAAUCGCCGAUUUUAUAGCACUAUUGUCUUACGGAAAGACAUUUGAAGGCCAUUUACCGAUCGGUAUUUGUUUGCCCAACACAUGUAAAAUACAAGAUAUUGAAUACGCUAUGAAUAAAGUUAUGCAACCGAUAACACAUAUGCCGGUCGUAUUUUCACCUGAAUGUGAUUCAGUGGACAAACCUAUUAAACUGGAUGUUCAUCAAUGGAUUGCAAUGUAA
This is a messenger RNA of Oppia nitens, 903 nucleotides long. RefSeq lists its product as uncharacterized. The transcript is spliced from 5 exons. Lineage: Eukaryota; Metazoa; Arthropoda; Arachnida; Sarcoptiformes; Oppiidae. The coding region runs from base 1 to 903 and encodes 300 amino acids. The record is from RefSeq and is a predicted model, not a curated record.